GAAGACUGAAUACUAAUUAGAAUUGAUUUUAUGAAAAUAAGUAUGAUCUUGUUGGUCGUGUUCGGGUACUAAUGUUAUUUUUGUUCUUACUGUUCAGUAAUGUAGAAGAAAAGAAUGAUGGCUUUGCAAAGCGAUUAUUCGGCAGCAAACAAAGAGGUUGUGCGGAUUAACGAUUGUGGAAUCGUUGCUGAUUCCUGGAGGAAGUAUGUUGACAGAAAAAAUAUAGUCCUGCAGUUCCUCGGAAACAAUUUAAGCGUAGAUAUCUUGAAGCACUAUGAAACAAGACUGGAACUUUUGAAAAAAUCCUCUUAUUACAUAGAUGUCUUACCAAAACACAUGGUGCUGGGAGACCAGAAUUUAUUCCAGCCUAAUGUUCUCUAUCAUUUGAUUGAUCCGUGCAAGUUCUUGCGGAUGAAGAAAAUAGGAACGACCCAGGUCAAAAUCCAGCUCUUGCUGCUUAGAGAAUACCUCAGUGAGCUGAAGUAUGGUCGCGAAGAGCUGAAGGUCAUUGCCAAAAUAUCGGACGUGACGCUGUUUCUCUUACAUUGGAACACGACCUGUUCCCGUCUCGGUCACCUCUUCAAUACGUUGAAGAACUUCAUAUCCGUUCUCGUACCUGGCAAACUUUACGUGAAGCAUCACUUGAUGAGCGAUGCAAAGUCGAACAAAAUACCAGAACUCAGGGUGCUUCUGAGCACCAAGAUGCCCGUACUGUUUGAUCGCAGGGAGUCAGUGGCUUAUCACAACUCUGUGGAAUUGAAAUGGUUGGUCUUAGGGGAAGAGGCCCACCACGACCUCUACGAACUCGCCUAUAAACUGCUCGAGCCUCGUUAUUGCACGGAGAAAAAUCAGUUUGGGGUGAUUUCGGUAGAAUCGGGCAGUAUUGAGAUUGGAAAUCUCCUGCCUGACAGCUCGUACGAAUUUUCAAUCAGACGCGCAGAGAACUACACGCUAGUUUACUCGGCGUGGUGUGAUGUCAUGGUCCUGAAAACCAAAGCAUCAAUCCACCUACAGUACGUGGGGAAGAAAUCAUGUCACUUCACAUAGACCUCCACAUCACCACACCACACAGUCUACACUCAUUGAAACAUUUUAGCCAUCUGCUAGAACUUCCUAUCAUGAAAAUAAUCUGCAACGUUAGCUGAAAGUUAAAGAAGGUUAGAAGUAAAUAAAUAGCAAAGAACAAAAGCAAGUGCAAAAGCAAGAAAAAGACUCACUCCAUUACCAAGUGCAUUUGGUUUUCUGCCACAUCAAGGCUCAUUGUGCUCAUCGUGUAGAUAAUCAAUUUUAAAACAUUUAAAAAAUAUACCCAUUUCUGUACCCAUAUACCAACCAUUUCUUUCAUGAUUCACAUGAAAACAAUCGAUGGCUUUCCCUUUAGCUACAAACACAAUAAACUGUUCAAAUAAUCGAUCAGAGAGCAAUAUCAAAUGCUGGGUGGUGUUAAAUACUCAUGCCAGGUUUUACAUUAAACUGGCUUUAUGUAUUGUAAAAAAAAAUUUAAACGGAUGUUGCCUCUGUAAGACUAUAGUAUAUUAUUGCAAUUGAUUCAUGCAUUUUGUUUUUACUUGAUUCCUCUAACUAGAUUUUUCUACAUUAUAAGUUAUUCCUACAUCAGAUGCAUUAUCCCCAGGCUGGUCCACGCAUUCUAAUCUCUGAAGGAUUCUCAGGAGGACGAACAAGGGAUAAUAUUAAAAUUUGGCUUUGUUCCCUCUUUACUAUGGAGAUUAUUUUAAAGUCCAAGCGAGUGCUGGACCGUAAAAGGUGUGAGGUCACAAUCACCCACACUAUAGUUCAGUACAAUGGAGAAAUCUUAGUCUGCAUGUAAAUUAUUCAAGGUUCAGAGUUAGUUAAGUUACUUUUGCUGCAAGGCUUUUAGAUCUGAGAAAUAAUGUCUAUUUUGGCUUAGUCGUAAAGUUGGAUCCCAUGUCAAUUACAGUAAUGUUUUCACAAAAGUUUUUAUAAAAAAGGUGCGCCUUGUGACGGAAUGAUGCUGAAUAUAUUAAAUAAAAGUUUGCACUAUUAAUACUCAGGGGGUUAUUGGUGCCUGUAUUGUUGUACAAGUGCUUGUGAACUGGAAGAAGAAACAGCAUGGGCGGCACGGUGGCGCAGCGGUAGAGUUGUUGCUUAACAGCCCCGACAGCGCCAGAGACCCAGGUUUGAUCCAGACUACGGGUGCUGUCUGUACGGAGUUUGUACCUUCUCCCCGUGACCUGCGUUUGCUCAGAGAUCUUCGGUUUCCUCCCACACUCCAAAGACGCACAGGUUUGUAGGUUAAUUGGCUUGGCAUAAAUGUAAAAUUCUCCCUAGGGUGUGUAGGAUAGUGUUAAUGUGCGGGGAUCGCUGGUAGGUGUGGACUCUUUGGGCCGAAGGGCCUGUUUCCCCGCUGUAUCUCUAAACUAAACUAAACUAAAAUCAUCCAGCCAGCAGUACCUUCCCACACUUGCCAUCACUCCCUCCAGCCACAAGAGUAGUCAGCACAUUCUGGGAUACAACGGCCCUCCGAUACUUUAGCGCGCCCAGUGUCAUUUUUCAUGGGUGAUCUAAACUGUCAGAACUUUUGCAUGCCUAAAUGCCAUGGGAAGUGGAUGACAGAGGAUGAAGUGGGAAGUGUUGGCACCAUCGACCUUAAUUAUGCCACCGAGACGUUUGAAACCAAGAGUCACUGGAUGGUGAGUGCAACGCAAUCUUGCUCUGCGGAGUCGGGGAACACUUGAGGCCACUGCUGCAUCAUUAUUACUGCUUCAAUUGUAGAGAGGCAGGGAAGAAAUAAAUGAGAAUGAGAAAGCACGAAACAAAGAUGGAUUAUAUAUAUAUAUAUGUAUACAGAAUAACAUUAACCCUUUGUCAUACAAAUGCAGGCAAUUCCAGAUGAAAGCUUCAGACAAUAACAUCACCCAAACCAACCUCAUGCCCAUUGAAGAUAGACACAAAAUGCUGGAGUAACUCAGUGGGUAGGCAACAUCUCUGGAGAGAAGGAAUGAGUGACGUUUCGGGUCGAGACCCUUCUUCAGGCUCAGUCUUUCCUACUCACUUCCAUUGACUCCAUUUGCACCUCAGGCUGCCUCGGCAAGGACAGCAGCAUAAUCGAGGACAAGUCACACCCUGGCCACUCCCUCUCCUCCCCUCUCCCAUCGAGGUACAGGUAUGGAAGUGUGAAAACGCACACCUCCAGAUUCGGGGGCAGUUUCUUCCCAGCUGUUAUCAGGCAGCUGAAACACCUUACCACAACCAGAAAGCAGUGCUGAACGACUAUCUACCUCAUUGGGGACCCCCGGACUACCUUUGAUUGGACUUUACUGGCUUUACCUUGCACAAAAUGCUAUUUCCUUAUCAUGUAUCUUACACGGAGAAGGCCUUGUUUAAUCAUGUAUCAUUUUUCCACUGACUGGUGAGCACGCAACAAAAGCUCGUGCUCAAUAUUAAAUUUCAUCUGUCAAUGCUCCAUCCAAUUGUCCACCGGUUCUCUAGCCUUCCGUACUGUCCACAACAUCACCAAUUUUCAUUUCAUCUGAAGACUUACUGAUCAUAACACCAAAUUUCAUACCCAAUUUGUUAACAUAAAUCACAAGCAACAACAAGGGUCCCAGCGUUGAUCCUUGUAGCAAAUCAUUCAUCAUAGAUUUCCAGUCAGAAAAUCGUCUUUUGACCAUUACUCACUGUUUCCUAUCAUCCAGUCAAUAUUGAAUGCAAUUCGUGUCCAGUCUGAGGAAGGGUUUUGACCCAAAACGUCACCAUUUCCUUUUCUCCAGAGAUGCUGCCUGACCCAUUGAGUUACUCCAGCCUUUUGUGUCAGUCAUUGAGCUCAGUUCACCAUUUCACCUUAGAUGACGUGUGCCUUAACCUUUUAGACCAACUUACCCUGUGCAGACUGGUCUGCCAGCUAUAGGUAUAUGGACCACCGUAACUAAAUCCUCCAGAAUUACCAGCAGGACAAACUGAUCAUUGAUAUGUCCUUUCCCAGGUCAGCAUCCCAACCACAAGGUCCCAAUAACAAUGUGUUGACUCCAUUCACAUCAUUCACCUGCCUGAUAUUUUUCACCCGGAGAAACCCACGUGGCCACGGAGAACGUACAAACUCCAUACAGACAGCGCCGUGGUCAGGAUUGGACCCGAGUCUCUGGCAUUGCUUUUGAGGAAUGCGUGCCUCAGUUAAAAGCUCAUUUGUUGUUCAAAAAGUUAAAGGUGAUGCUGAACUGACAUUGUUCUGCUGAGUUGUCGAGUCUAGUUUAGUUUACAGAUACAAAGAGGAAGCAGGGUCCUUCCACCCAACCAACUGUGCGCGACCAGCAUUCACCCCGUACACUAGCAUAUACUACACCUGGAACCAUUUACAAUUUUUACCCAAAGCCAAUUAAUCUACAAACCUGUACGUCUUUGGAGUGAAGGAGGAAACUGGAACACCCGGAGAAAACCCACGGUGGCACAGAAAGAAC
This is a messenger RNA of Leucoraja erinaceus (little skate), 4436 nucleotides long. RefSeq names its product fibronectin type III domain-containing protein 11-like. NCBI's taxonomy places the organism in Eukaryota, Metazoa, Chordata, Chondrichthyes, Rajiformes, Rajidae. Gene Ontology annotation, molecular function: protein binding. The record is from RefSeq and is a predicted model, not a curated record.